Molecule: messenger RNA, 2227 nt
Organism: Cyphomyrmex costatus
Lineage: Eukaryota; Metazoa; Arthropoda; Insecta; Hymenoptera; Formicidae
Product: fumarylacetoacetate hydrolase domain-containing protein 2
Exons: 7
Coding region: 97-1146 (349 amino acids)
Molecular function (GO): catalytic activity
Source: RefSeq, a predicted model, not a curated record
CACGGCGUUCGUAUCUCUCGACUUUCAUUGACGAUUGGCUCCUCAUCGCUCUCUGUCUCCCUCUCUCCCCGUAUCAACAAUUACGUCUCUUAAAAAAUGCCGUAUCGCGGUAAGUUACGGCUACUCGGUAGAACGUGCCUAGCGUUCGCUAACGCUUGCGGGAAGAGCGAGGGCAGUUCGUGUUUCGCCGUUGCUAGCAUUACCGACAGCAGAAACUUCUCCGUAAGCUGUGCGCUCGAUAUGAGGUUCGUUCAAUUCAUAAGCAAAAAUGGUGGCCCGCAGCAUCUUGGGGUCCAGCUGAAGCAGGGAGGUGAUAUUAUCGCCGUGUCCGCGGUCGACUCGCGGAUACCGAACACAUUGAAAAAAUUUCUGGAGGGUGGCGAUGAUCUUCUCAAGAAGGCCAAGAGGGACGACGAUUUCGACCUAAGGAAGGCAGUAGAGAGAAUAGUCGCCGAGGGACGGAGCAUUACGCCCGAGGCCGACGUGAACCUCCUGGCGCCGAUCACGCGUAUGGACAAGCUCGCCUGCAUCGGCCUCAACUACAGCGGACAUUGUCAGGAGCAAGGUAUACCGACUCCGGAGAGUCCGAUAAUCUUUAGCAAGUUUCCUAGCAACAUUAUUGGACCCCGCGACAACAUCCUGCUGCCACAGAUCUCAGAUAAGGUCGAUUGGGAGGCGGAGCUGGCAAUAGUGAUCGGCAAGAAAUGCAAAGGCGUCAGUAAUGACGACGUCGAGGACUGUAUCUUUGGUUACACAGUAGCGCAGGAUGUAACGGCGCGUGAUUGGCAGAAAUCAAAACGAAAUGGUGGUCAAUUUCUGCUUGGUAAAGGGAUGGACACAUUCUGUCCCCUUGGUCCAGCGGUAGUUACCAAGGAAGCGAUAAGCGAAAUCAAUAAUCUAUCUGUGAGAACAUGGGUGAAUGGCAAUCUAAAACAAGAUGGCAAUACUAGCGAACUCAUCUUCAAACCUCACGAAAUAGUCGCUUAUCUUUCGCAGUUUGUGACGUUGUUACCAGGCGACGUGAUCCUUACUGGCACACCGGCCGGUGUAGGAUUUACACGUAAUCCACCUGAAUUUCUGCAGCGUGGCGAUGUACUUGAAACCGAGAUCGAGAGUUUAGGACGUUUAAGAAACAAAGUGAUCUGAUCUAAGAGACGGAGCACACCAUUGGUUAAAGCAUUAACAGAACUUCGUGAUCCUCACAAGACUGGAACUAUAUUCUUUUAAGAGUUGACAUCCGUGAUGACGUUGAACUAAUCUAAGUGCCGUGUCUGGGAUUUGAUUCCAGCUGGGUAUAUAAAAAUACGCAUUCCAAUACGAAUGCCAAUAAUUUCAACGCGAUUGCGAAUGUUUAUACUAAAGAUAGUAUUGCUCCUCUUGAAAAGCUAGAUUUUUUACUGAUAUCAUUAUCGUUAUAUUGUUGUUGCAGCUUUUUACUAUGUAUUACAUCUGCGCAAUGACACAAUGUAACGAUAACAUCAUUGUCAUUAAGGAAGUUCGAGCGUUACUUUGGAGUUAAAAUUGCAACUGAAAAAAAUUGUCAUUAUAGCGAUUCGAAAUCAUGCACAAUAUUAGUGUAAUAAAUUGUGGAUAUUAUUUAUGUGCUGUAUUCUUAGUAAAUUAUUAGUGAAUAGAAUAUUAACAAAUGUAUAAGAUGUCGGCUCGAAAAGUCGAGUAUAUGUAUACUUGGCAACGUUGCACUUCGUGAUCAUGGCGAAUUAUAAGGGAGAAGCACAGAAUCGGACAAUAAAGCUUUAAAUCUAUACGGUCAAAUCCGAUUGUCCUGUUUUAUACACAAUUGUUGAUAUUUCAUCUAUCAAAUCUUAGUUUUUCAAAGUCCUAAGUUGGCUGAGUGUGUAUAAAUCGGUGAAUAUCUACUUCGGAACGACUGUCUCCCAUAAGACGCUAUGUUAAAAUGGUCAAUUUCAGAAUGACAUUAGGUACCAAAAAAACUAUACGGUUAAUAUUGCUCAAAUUGUGAGAUAAUUUGUAUACAGUGUUUAUCUACAUCAUAUUAAAAAAUUAAGUCUCUAAAUUGAAUUUCGACUAACGCUCGAACCUCCUUAAAAGUUACAGAAUCUAGCUACAAAGCACAAACAGGAAACGGCGCAUAACAAUAUCGAUAAUGCAACAACGCUAAUUUUUUAUGUGUCAAUUUUAUGAACUUGUAUAAUUAAAGAAAAUUAUUUCUAUUGUGUCUUUAUCUUAUCCUACUCCACAUAUAAUA